AUGAAUUCUGAGGAGAAAAACCAAAAUAUUGCAACCUCCCAAGAGAGCGACGGACACGAUACACACGCAUUACAUCAUCGUCAUCAGAAACCUGAAUAUAUUUUAGAUACCAUUAACACAAACAACUAUGUUCUUCACGCCAAAGACGAACCUAAUAGUUCUAAUAAUGAUAACAAGACUGACCCAGAUUUUGAAGUUGAUUCCCAUAUAGAAAACAAGUCCGUUUCUAAGGAAGCAUGUGACUUGGAAUUAGGACAAGUGGUGUCCGGAUCAGAAAGCGAAUCAAAGCAAAAUGACAGCAGUGGUGGUGAGGAAGAAAGGAAAAAAUCAGUUUUUAAAAGCUUGGGAUUUAUAGACAGGUUUCUAUAUAUCUGGAUCUUUUUGGCUAUGGCGGUGGGAAUUAUUAUAGGAAACUUUGUUCCAAAUACUGGCCAUGCUUUGGAAAAGGGCAAGUUUGUUGGCGUUGCUGUUCCUAUAGCUAUUGGGCUUAUUCUCAUGAUUUACCCUAUUUUAUGCAAUAUUGAAUACGAAGUACUGCAUCAUGUUUUUGCUCAAAAGAAAAUCUGGACACAAUUAGCUUUUAGUUUAUUUGUAAACUGGAUUAUCGGUCCUUUCCUUAUGAUGGCAUUAGCAUGGGCAUUUCUUCCAGACAAACCAGAGCUUCGAGAAGGUCUCAUUUUGGUUGGACUUGCUAGAUGUAUUGCCAUGGUUUUAAUCUGGAAUGGCCUUGCAGGAGGCGAUAGCCACUACGGUGCAAUUUUGGUCUCUGUUAAUUCCAUUCUUCAAAUGAUCCUUUACGCACCAUAUUCUCUUUUACUUAUUAAAGUCAUUAGCAGAUCUGAAACUGAGUUUAUUUUUUCUUAUUCCGAUAUCGCAAAAAGUGUCGGUGUCUUUUUAGGGAUACCCUUGGCCGCAGGCCUUGUUACUCGAUUCGGGUUUCGAAGACUCGUGGGUGCCAACUGGUACGACAAUGUAUUUAUGGAAUGGAUGGGCACUUUAUCUUUAAUCGGACUUCUUUUCGUUAUUUUGGUUCUUUUCGCUUCUCAAGGUGAGCGUGUGGUUGACCAAAUUGUAUCAGUUGUACGAGUUGCUGCACCCAUGUUUUGUUAUUUCAAUUUGAUUUUCUUUUCAACACUAGCGGUAUCAUACAAAAUGAACUUUGGCUACAAGUUAUCAGUGACUCAGAGUUUCACUGCUUCAAGUAAUAAUUUUGAACUGGCAAUUGCAAUUGCUGUGGCUACAUUCGGUCAUGACAGUAAUCAAGCGCUGGCAGCUACUGUCGGACCUUUGAUGGAAGUUCCAUGUUUACUAGGCCUUGUCUAUGUUGUGAGAUACAUUGGCACUCGGAAAAACUGGAACGAUUAA
Messenger RNA from Magnusiomyces paraingens, 1365 nucleotides. RefSeq lists its product as uncharacterized. Gene Ontology annotation, biological process: antimonite transmembrane transport; arsenite transport. NCBI's taxonomy places the organism in Eukaryota, Fungi, Ascomycota, Dipodascomycetes, Dipodascales, Dipodascaceae. Gene Ontology annotation, cellular component: plasma membrane. The transcript has 3 exons. Gene Ontology annotation, molecular function: arsenite transmembrane transporter activity; antimonite transmembrane transporter activity; antiporter activity. Bases 1 to 1365 code for a protein of 454 amino acids. The record is from RefSeq and is a predicted model, not a curated record.